This is a messenger RNA of Vigna radiata var. radiata (mung bean), 1701 nucleotides long. RefSeq names its product transcription factor AS1. Lineage: Eukaryota; Viridiplantae; Streptophyta; Magnoliopsida; Fabales; Fabaceae. The transcript has 2 exons. The coding region runs from base 406 to 1470 and encodes 354 amino acids. The record is from RefSeq and is a predicted model, not a curated record.
UCUCUCUGUCACACUGUGGGGUCUCUCUCCAUGUCUUGUCUUAUCACCCUUUCCUCUCUCUCUCUCUCUCUCUCUCUGGUCCAUUUUACUUCACUUCUCUGUCUUUACUCCUCCAAGCCUCUAACACAGCACUACACUACACAACACAACACAACCCUUCUCUCUCUUCAUCGCUCUCUGCACCUUGGUUUUCACUUUCUCUCUGCUUUAAGAACCCACCACUGCUUCAACUUGUGCCGUUGUUUCAUGGACCAGACCUCAUAGCUUAUCUCUCAUUAGUCAGUCACACCGACCCCCACCUUUCCCCCUACAACUUUGUUCUUAACUGGUACUGUGAUGAAUUUGGUAGAGACAUCAUGAAGAUUUCAAGUUCCAAGCAACUUGCUGUGGGAUUUGCUCUUGGAAAUGAAGGAUAGGCAACGUUGGAGAGCUGAAGAGGAUGCUUUACUACGCGCAUACGUCAAGCAGUAUGGUCCUAGAGAAUGGAAUCUCGUGUCUCAGCGUAUGAACACACCUCUCAAUAGGGAUGCAAAAUCAUGCUUAGAGAGGUGGAAGAACUACCUGAAGCCAGGCAUUAAGAAAGGAUCUCUUACAGAGGAAGAGCAGCGUCUUGUGAUCAACCUUCAAGCAACACACGGAAACAAGUGGAAGAAAAUUGCAGCACAAGUUCCAGGUCGCACUGCCAAGAGGUUAGGAAAGUGGUGGGAAGUGUUCAAAGAGAAGCAGCAAAGAGAAACAAAGGGGAAUAACUGCACCAUUGACCCGAUUAACGAUAGCAAUUACGAGCAUAUACUUGAGAGUUUUGCUGAGAAACUAGUGAAAGAAAGACCUUCACCAUCAUUUGUUAUGGCUACUUCUAACAGUUCUUUUCUGCACACUGAUCAACCUGCGCCUGCACAGGCCUUGCUUCCAUCUUGGCUUUCAAACUCCAAUGGAACUGCACCUGUGAGGCCACCCUCCCCUUCUGUGACUCUCAGUCUGUCUCCUUCGGCGGCACCACCUCCGUGGAUGCAACCGGUGAGAGGACCAGACAAUGGUGGUCCUCUUGUUUUGGGGAAUGUGGCUCCUCAUGGAGGUGUUCUAGCAUUUGGUGAAAACAUGGUGAUGUCUGAGCUGGUGGAGUGCUGCAAAGAGUUGGAAGAAGUGCAUCAUGCUUUGGCAGCUCAGAAGAAGGAGGCGGCGUGGCGGUUGAGCAGGGUGGAGCUGCAGCUGGAGUCGGAGAAGGCUGGGCGAAGAAGGGAGAAGAUGGAGGAAGUUGAAGCAAAGAUCAAAGCUUUGAGGGAGGAACAAACAGCUGCAUUGGAUAGAAUUGAAGCAGAAUACAGGGAGCAGUUAGCAGGAUUGAGAAGAGAUGCAGAAAGCAAGGAGCAGAAGUUGGCUGAACAAUGGGCUGCAAAACACAUGCGUCUCACCAAAUUUCUAGAACAGGUAGGAUGCAGAUCAAGGCUCUCUGAACCAAAUGGAAGAUAGAGUGACAUCAUUCACAUCUGGGAAAAUUUCUAGUUUACUCUUACUAUUAUUUAUGUCUUCAAUUAAUAUGAACUUUAUAGUCAUAGUAGUUUUGUUCCUGUCAUUAUUCUAAAAUUUCUUCUUACACAUGGCUAUUAACAUCCCUAUCUUUUCAUACAACUUCCGAACUUGAAUUAGCUACUCAUGUAUGUUUACAAUCACUUUAUGAGUAUUCACUUUCUUAUCAUUCCA